AUGAUACCAGGAGCCAGAAAUCUUCAAUCUCUGGGAACUAGCAAAGUCCCAGAGAAGGAGAUGGACCAGGGGAAGAAGCUAAAAGGCACAAAGCGAAAUGCAAAGAACACAAAGCAAAAGCCACAAGAACCCCAGUCAGAGGACUCGGAUGACCAGUCUGACCCGAGUGAGGAAUCUGACCGAGACAGCAGUUCGGAUGGAAGUGAUGGAGAGGAAGAGCAGUCAAGCAAAAAAUGUGAUGAUGAUGAGGACGAUCAGUCAGGCGAAGAAACUGAUGAAGAUCAGUCAAGCGAAGGAAGUGAAGAUGAUGAAGAGGAAGAUCAGUCAAGCGAAGGGAGCGAUUCUGAAGAGGACAAGCAGACAACUGAUGAAGAAGAAUCCGAUCCUAACAGAGAGCAAGACAGCGAGUCUGAUGACGAGGAUGAAGAUGGCGAGAGUAGCGAGGAGAGCAGCAGUGAGCCGGAACAGCAAGGCCCUGAGGAGCACCAACCACAGAGGAGUGGCCAGCGCUCGAGGCAGAAUCCCGAAGAGUCCAGCCGGAAGAAGGAUCUUGAUAAGCAAACACAGCAGCACAAACGCUCGUCAAGCAAGCACCAGAAGUCUAAAAGAAAGACUCCAUGUCCGGCAAAACCUGCGAAGAAGUUGGGAAAAAAACACAUUCCAAAACAAAAAGGAACACCGCCACAAUCAACUAAAGAAGCGAAGAAGUCACCAACUCCAAAGACUGUCACGAAAAGCAGAGAUGCUCGAGGGGAGACGGACAUAGACAAGCAAGCAGGAAAGCCUAAAGCUAUGCAGAAGACAACGAAAAGGCGGAAGUCUGAAGAAUUUGAAAAGGAAGAAUCUCCAUAUAUUGACGCGAAGAGGGCGAGUCAAAGAAAAAAGAGAAAACCAAAAAUAUCUGUUGAGGUGGAGGACCGAGCCAUUAGUAAGUGAUCAAAACUCAAAAAUGUACAUUGUAGACACAAAGUACACAAAGAUGAGU
This is a messenger RNA of Penaeus vannamei (Pacific white shrimp), 985 nucleotides long. Lineage: Eukaryota; Metazoa; Arthropoda; Malacostraca; Decapoda; Penaeidae. The record is from RefSeq and is a predicted model, not a curated record.